AUGUCUCUGGUUGCUCUAGGAGAAAUUCCCGAGGCUGUUAACAAGCUUCGUCUCAACUUCACUGCUCGUCCGCGCAAGUCUCAAACCUUUGUAAAGGCGCAGUUGCUCUCCCUGAAAGAUGCGCUUCAGAAACACCAGGACAGCAUCGUUUCGGCUCUACUCCACGAUUUCCACCGUUCGCCCCAGGAGACGCUGGUUGCCGAGUUUGGCCCGCUGCUGGGCGAGCUCGCCUAUCUGGCUGGCCACCUCUCGUCGCUGCUUGCCCCGGAAACUCCCGAGGCAAUGCCCGUCGCGUUCAGCGUCGCUUCGUGCAAGAUCGAGAAAGAGCCGUUGGGCACAAUUCUGGUGAUGUCGCCAUUCAAUUUCCCGCUGCUGCUUGCCCUGAGCCCGCUGGCAGGUGCAAUUGCAGCCGGAAACAACGUUGUGCUCAAAUUGCCGGGCGACAGAUGCCCUGAAUUCUGCAGAGUGCUGUCUCGUGUUCUGGCAGAAGCUCUGGAUCCAGAAAUACUGGUGGUCGUUAGUGGCGGUCUGGAAGAGGCCCAGGCGGUGCUGAAGCAGAAAUACGACAAGAUCGUAUUCACGGGCUCUACCGCAGUGGGGAAAAUAGUGCACGCCAAGGCGGCCGAGUCGCUAACUCCGACUCUGCUGGAGCUGGGCGGGAAAUCGCCAGCACUCAUCACCUCGGGCUGCUCAGACAUCCAAACAGCACUCGCCAGACUUUUCUGGGGCAAGUUUUGCAAUGCGGGCCAGGUCUGCGUGUCGCCGGACUACCUGCUCGUCCAGGACUCCGUGUACGACAAAGUGGUGGCAGAAAUGUUGGCUGUGCUACAAAAAACGUACCAGGUCUCAGAAACAUCAGACUAUACGCAUCUCAUCAACAGCAGCUCAUUCUAUCGUCUGGUAGGUCUGCUAGAGAAAACCCGCGGUAAGCUGCUGUUUGGGGGUGCGCGAGACCCGGAAACAAAUUUCCUGGCCCCAACGGUGGUCACGGACGUGGAUUGGGACGACCCGUUGAUGGAGUCUGAGAUAUUUGGCCCUAUUUUGCCGGUUCUCAGGUACUCGUCGCUGGCAGAAGCUGUUCAAACGAUUCAGAAGUACCAUGACACCCCACUGGCCACGUACAUAUUCUCUGACAAGCAGGAGGAAGUCGAGUUGGUGGACAGGAUCCGGUCCGGAGCUCUUUUGGUCAACGAAACUCUGGUGCACGCCGGCAUCCAUACGUGUCCGUUUGGUGGCGUUGGGACGUCUGGAACAGGCAAUUACCACGGAAAGUACUCGAUCGAGUCUUUUACACACAAAAAGGUGAUUUUCAAACAGCCGUACUGGUACGAGGUAGCCCUGAAAGACAGAUAUGCUCCGUACUCCAGAGCCAAGAGCAAUUGGCUGAUGUUUGUCUAUAGGCUGCCCAGCAUCAGAAGGGUCCGCUACAACGAGCUAGCUACGGUGUUGGCUGUUCUGCUUGCCGGGCUCGUGGGCUAUUUUAUAGGAAAGCGGUAGUAUCAUGUACUUGCGUCGUUCAUGUCGAUAUCCUCUAAAUCGAUAGUUUCUGGGACUUUUUUGUCGUCGUUGGGCGACUCUUCAGGCUUCUCGGGCUCGUCCGGCGGAACCUCGAUGCUUUUGAAGUCUGCCAGCUGGUCCAAAUACUGUAUUUCCUCCUUGAGCUUGGCGUCGUUCACCCAGACAGAUUUUUUAUUUAUCUGGACGGGCAAGAGGUCGAGCUCGCCAGUUUGCGACGUGAUCUUGUUGUUGAUCGUUUUCACCUCUCUGCUUAGACUUGCAGCAGCGUGGCUGAGGUCGAAGUAGAAGCCAGAGGCCGCGGUCUUGAACUCGGCCUCGUUCGCAACACCGGCGUGUUUGUGGCUCCUGAGCAGGUCGAGCGUGGUCGACAAGUUGUCCAGCAUCGACACGAGCCGGACAUCGACCUCCUGGAGCGAGUCGAGUCUGGAUUGUAUGUAUGAAACGUCCCUUCCCGACAUUCACCCGUGCACCGGUAAGCAGCAAGCGCGUACAACUUGAUUUUAAGAUGGAUUUUUAUCGAAG
This is a messenger RNA of Ogataea polymorpha, 2040 nucleotides long. RefSeq lists its product as uncharacterized. The transcript has a single exon. Gene Ontology annotation, biological process: aldehyde metabolic process. Gene Ontology annotation, molecular function: aldehyde dehydrogenase (NAD+) activity. The coding region runs from base 1 to 1497 and encodes 498 amino acids. Gene Ontology annotation, cellular component: cytoplasm. The record is from RefSeq and is a predicted model, not a curated record. Lineage: Eukaryota; Fungi; Ascomycota; Pichiomycetes; Pichiales; Pichiaceae.